AUGUCGUCCAUCAUCGAGAAAAUCAAGAGCUACGACCUUCCGCCCGAGCUUCGCGAGGCGAUCAACAAGCGAAACGACCUGCUCCUUGCAAAGCUCUCCUCCGCCGCGGACCAGCUCAAGGCCGUCGGUGGCGACUGCUUUAAGCUGACAGUGCAGUACCAGGAAUUGGAGCGCUCCAACGAGGGCGAGCUGGCAUCGCUGCCGUGGAAGUCCGUCGAGGAGGCGCGCACCGCCGGAAAGCCCUUUGAGAUGACGCUGCACGACCCUCUCACGCUGCUCAAGGGGAAGACGUUCCUCGGCUGUCUGCUUGAGCUGCUCGGCGACAAGGGAGCGAGCGAUCUGCGCGUCGUUUGGGCCUCGGCCGACCUCGACAACUUCAAGACGGUCAACGACCGCUGGUCGCACGCGCACGGCGAUUUCGCCAUCAUCAUCGCGUGCCGCGCUAUUCAGCGCGCAGUUGACAAGUGGAACCGUGAGAACGGAGCGCUCGGCCACGCAGUGGCGAUGCGCUUCGGCGGCGACGAGAUCGUGUUGGCCAUCGUGCUCAAAGGCGACCAGCAGGCGCAGGCGUGCAAAUCGCUGCUCAAUGACGUCCACUCGGCGACGUGCCGCAGCCUGCAGCAGCGCUUUGACUUUGCCGGACUCGACCCUAAGCCCAUCGACCGCGACGGCAAGCCGAUCGAAGCCAAGGGCCCUGCCAUCUCGAUCGGCGUCUCGUCUGCGCUGCCCUGCGGCGCUGGGUCGUCGACGCUGUACACGAAGGGCUUCAAGCGCGCCGACGACCUGCUCAACGAGUACAAGGGCGUGUGGAAGAGUGGCGGCACGCGCCUCGGUGCCAAGCCGACUGAGGGCGGAGGAGUCAUCUUUGAGGACGCCAUCCUCGACGCCAAGGGGGGCGAAGUCAAGAAGCAUAUCGACGAGGGCGAGGCGCGGGCGGCAGCGGAGUCCGAGGGCUUGCAGCUGCACCUGUCCAACAGCAACCAGACCGGCUACACCGGCGUCUCAAAGAUUCCCUCUGGCCGCUUCCGAGUGAAGUGCAUGGUGGACGGCAGGCAGAACUACUUGGGAACCUUCGACACGGCGGUGGAGGCGGCGGGGGCUGCGGUGGCGGUCUACUUCUCGGACGUGUCUCGCUGGUACCGCGGCGAGGUGGCGUCCGUCAACAACGACGGCACCUCUGGCGUGGGGCGCACCUUUGGCGUGGCGUACGAGGACGGCGACGAGGAGGAGGCGGUGCCGCUGGCGGAGCUGUUUCAUCCGGCGGCUGAGGCGGGGGGACCCUCCCAGUCGGACGAGCAGAGGCUGACGGCGGCCCGAGAGAGGCCCACCCACUCCGACGAGCAGCGCGGAGCCUGCGCCCUUGACGACGAGCUCGCGCCCGAGCGGGCCGUCUGCUUGCAGCUGCACCUGUCCAGCAGGAACGCGACCGGCUACACCGGCGUCUCAACGACUCCCUCUGGACGCUUCCGCGCUGAGCGUCGGGCCGGCGGCAGGAUUGGCCACUUUCGAAAGCUGGUCUACUUGGGCACUUUCGACACGGCGGUGGAGGCGGCGGGCUUGCAGCUGCACCUGUCCAACAGCAACCAGACCGGCUACACCGGCGUCUCAAAGAUUCCCUCUGGCCGCUUCCGAGUGAAGUGCAUGGUGGACGGCAGGCAGAACUACUUGGGCACCUUCGACACGGCGGUGGAGGCGGCAGUGGCGCGGUGGCUGUAG
Molecule: messenger RNA, 1716 nt
Organism: Emiliania huxleyi CCMP1516
Lineage: Eukaryota; Haptophyta; Isochrysidales; Noelaerhabdaceae
Exons: 10
Coding region: 1-1716 (571 amino acids)
Biological process (GO): regulation of DNA-templated transcription
Molecular function (GO): DNA binding; DNA-binding transcription factor activity
Source: RefSeq, a predicted model, not a curated record